Molecule: messenger RNA, 1032 nt
Organism: Ophidiomyces ophidiicola
Lineage: Eukaryota; Fungi; Ascomycota; Eurotiomycetes; Onygenales; Onygenaceae
Exons: 1
Coding region: 1-1032 (343 amino acids)
Source: RefSeq, a predicted model, not a curated record
AUGAAAGGAAUUCUUUGGCCAAAGGCACAACUUCGGAUAAGCCGAUACUCCAACCCUUGGAUUGCUCCAUGUCGACGAACAGCUAGCAUAACAAGGGUACCAGAUGGGCAAACUCUCACUCUUCCCGAUAGCCGCCUCCUGGGGUUCGCAGAAUUCGGCAGUCCAAGCGGUUACCCAGUCUUCUUCUUUCACGGAUUUCCCGCGUCGCGCUUCGAAGCUCAAGCUAUUGACCAGCUUGCUCGCGCUCACCAGCUUCGUCUCAUCUCUCCCGACCGCCCUGGAUUUGGGCUCUCGACCUUCCAGCCCGGUCGCCGUAUUGUCGAUUGGCCGGCCGACGUCCAAGCUCUCGCCCAGCAUCUAGGCCUCUCCCGUUUCGCGAUACUGGGCGGCUCCGGCGGCGGGCCCUAUGCCUUGGCAUGCGCGCUUUGUCUGCCACAUGAGAUGAUGUCCGCCGUUGGACUGAUGGCGAGCGCUGGGCCAUGGAAAGCGGGCACACACGACCUGGCCGUGUCGCGACGAAUCACGAGUUGGCUAGCGACCAACAGACCCAGCGCGCUGGUCCGCCUGUCCGACUUGUUCGUGGCAGUCUCAAAAAAGAUCAUUGCUACACGCCAAGUCACUCGGUUGAUAGACAACAUGAUCCGGAGAGCCAACGGCAUGGAGGGUUCGAGCGGCCGUGACGACGGUUCUUGUGCGUUGGUUGAAGCGCAACGCAAGCUGAUCUUCAGCGCGGUGUUUGAAGCAUUUGCACAAGGGUCUGCGGGCGUUGUGCAGGACGCUCGUUUGUUGACGAAUGAUUGGGGGUUCGAGUUCGAGGAUGUCACUUACGAUAGGAUCCAGGUGUGGCACGGGACGAAGGACAAGAAUUCGCCGGUGCGGGCGAUCCGGUAUAUGGUUGAGCGUCUGCCCCACGGCGACCUUUGCGAGUUUGAGGGGGACAACCACUACGCUCUUGCGCACCAUACCGAGCGCAUCCUGGCCGAGCUUGUGCCGGAGAAGGAGAAAGCGGUGUUCAAUCGCAGUACGGAGUAG